UUUCUUCACAUCAAAACCUACACAACUAUAUAUCUUUCCUUCAAGUGUCUUACAACCCAACUCAAAACUCUUCUUCAAUACUUACAAUAAGAGAGAAGGGAGUUGAUUAAAAGAGAGAAAUAGGACCGAGCGAGCGAGAUAUAUAAGCGUUCACUGAGAUAUAAGCGUGUGUACGAAUACAAAUACAUCGCAAAGAAAGAGAGGGGAGAGAGAGAUCGGUAUAUGUACAUACAUACACUGACUGAUAGAUAGAUAUAUAAGGAAAGAGAGAUGGAUGGUGUGGAUUAUGAAAGGAAGAAGGAGAGAUCAUUAGAGAUAACACCAUCAUGGGCAGUAGCAGUGGUGGUGUUUGUCAUACUUGCCAUUUCAAUUGCUCUUGAAUACAUCCUUCAUUACAUUGGCCAUUGGUUACAACACAAACACAAGAAAUCACUCCAUGAAGCCCUUGAAAAGAUUAAAGCAGAGUUGAUGCUUCUAGGGUUCAUAUCAUUACUACUAACUGUGGGUCAAGGACCAAUUUCUGAUAUAUGUAUUCCAAGUCGUGUUGCAAGAACAUGGCACCCUUGUAACAAGGAUAAACCCGACGAUUAUUACUAUGAUCCUUGUCUUAAAAAGGGAAAGGUGCAAAUGGUGUCAAACUAUGGGAUACACCAACUCCACAUAUUUAUAUUUGUCUUGGCUGUGAUUCAUGUCUCUUAUUGUAUUCUUACCUUGAUCUUGGGUAGAAUCAAGAUGAGGAAAUGGAAGGUUUGGGAAGAUGAAACGAAGACUGUUGAAUACCAGUACCAUCAUGAUCCAGAAAGAUUUAGAUUUGCAAGAGAGACAACAUUUGGACGUAGGCACUUGAGGUUUUGGAGUGACUCAACAAUUCUCCUAUGGAUCGGAUGUUUUUUCAGGCAAUUCUUGACAUCUGUAGCAAAGGUUGAUUAUCUUACCCUUAGACAUGGGUUCAUCAAUACACAUUUAACUCCGGAAAGUCAACAUCAGUUUGAUUUUCACAAAUAUAUUAGUAGAUCGCUUGAAGAAGAUUUCAAAGUUGUCGUUGGAAUAAGUCCUAUUGUGUGGUUUUUUGCUGUUUUGCUUCUUCUCACCAACACCCAUGAUUGGUAUGCAUACCUAUGGCUGCCCUUCAUCCCACUAAUUAUAAUCCUGUUGGUUGGAGCAAAGUUACAAGUGAUCAUCACAAAAAUGGGGAGAAGAACUCAUGAAAUGGCAGAUGUGGUGAAGGGUACACCCAUGGUUCAGCCAGGUGAUGAUCUCUUCUGGUUCGGUCGACCUCGGCUCAUACUCCUCUUGAUCAACUUUGUCCUCUUUCAGAAUGCAUUUCAACUAGCAUUCAUCUUGUGGAGUUGGUACACGUUUGGGUUUAAGUCUUGUUUCCAUCAUCGUAACGAAGACAUCAUAAUCAGAAUCACAAUGGCGGUCGUGAUACAGUUUCUAUGCAGUUACGUGACACUACCUUUAUACGCGUUAGUAACACAGAUGGGUUCAAGAAUGAGAACAACCAUAUUUAGUGAAAAUGUAGCAAAAGCACUAAAAACAUGGCACCACACAGCCAAAAAGAACAUCAAGCAUAGCCACCAUUCCGGCACAAACUCACCAUUCUCAAGCAGACCAGGAACCCCACUUCAUGGAAGCACAUCCCCAAUGCAUCUUUUGCAUAGAUACAAUGACAAUAGUCUUGAUAGUCUCUCAAACUCCCCGAGACGGUCGGGUUAUGAACACGAAGGUUGGGCUAACGAGUCUUCUUCAAACUACCACUACAAACAUCGAGAACCCGAAAACUUCACAAGAGACGAAGGGCCCGAUAUUGAAGAAGGUGAGAUUCAAGAGCCGGUCUCAAGCUCGACCCAGAUGCAGUUAGAACCGAGACCGAUUAGGACUCAACAUGACGUUGAUGUUACGGAUUUUUCGUUUGGUCAGGGUAAAUAAGUAUUAUAUGGUAUUCCAAAAUACUUGCACAACUAUAUAUAUCAUUAUUUUCGAUUUGUUGAACAUGUAAGUUUAAAUUUAAAUCAAUUGAGAGUUGAGUGAAGCAAUUUAUGCCAA
Helianthus annuus (common sunflower) is the source of this 2049-nucleotide messenger RNA. Its product is annotated as MLO-like protein 12. Gene Ontology annotation, cellular component: membrane. Gene Ontology annotation, biological process: defense response. The coding region runs from base 271 to 1932 and encodes 553 amino acids. The transcript is spliced from 15 exons. The record is from RefSeq and is a predicted model, not a curated record. Lineage: Eukaryota; Viridiplantae; Streptophyta; Magnoliopsida; Asterales; Asteraceae.